This is a messenger RNA of Papilio machaon (common yellow swallowtail), 1041 nucleotides long. RefSeq names its product pancreatic lipase-related protein 2. The coding region runs from base 1 to 1041 and encodes 346 amino acids. Gene Ontology annotation, molecular function: lipase activity. The record is from RefSeq and is a predicted model, not a curated record. The transcript has 5 exons. Gene Ontology annotation, biological process: lipid metabolic process. NCBI's taxonomy places the organism in Eukaryota, Metazoa, Arthropoda, Insecta, Lepidoptera, Papilionidae.
AUGGCGCUAGUGUCGCGAGCGGUUGCCGAAUGGCGACUCGCAAUUGCCUGCUUAGAUUCGAUAGAGUGUGAAGUUGAUACGAGGGAUGACUACGGGUACAGCUGGCUGAUGUUCGUCGACGACGCAUUAAAUCGGCACGUGUUGAACUUUUCAGUUCUACCCUCUCAUGGCAUGCGCUAUGGAAAACCUGACUUUUACUUAUACACUAGGAACAAUAGAGAAGUUCCAGAAGUGUUGUAUAUUCCUGAAGAUGAAGACCAUUUGAAGAGUACAUACUUCAAUGGCUCCAAUGACAUAAGAGUUGUGACACACGGCUGGAUGUCUGACUACCAGAUCGGCUGGCUGCAGACUAUCAAAGAUGCUUUCUUACGACACUACGAUUUAAAUGUAAUAACUGUUGACUGGGCGUAUCUCGCUAAAAAUCCGAUAUACCCAUGGUCAGCCUUAAGUACUCGGUUUGUGGGCAAACAAACAGCGAAAUUGCUUGAUGCAUGCACAAAUACCUAUGGUGUAGGACGUCACCGCAUGCAUUUGAUUGGACAUAGUCUAGGAGCUCAAGUCAUGGGGUAUGCUGGCAGGUUUCUGAACAGUGAAGUGCAUAGAAUAACUGGUCUAGAUCCAGCAAGGCCAUUGUUUGAAUUACCUCUAUUGCCAAUAGAAUUUCGUUUAGACCAAAGCGACGCGCACUUUGUUGAUGUAAUUCACACGUGCGCCGGACUGUUUGGUUACGAAGACAGCCACGGACACGCGGACUUUUAUCCAAACGAAGGCACCACCGAUCAACCGGGAUGUCCACCGAAACGAGAACUAUUAGAUAGCUGCAGCCACGGACGCUCCGCAAUUUACUUCGCUGAGUCGAUAGGAUAUCCACAAGGGAGAGGAUUCAGGGCUUACCCUUGCGAUAGCUGGGAAAAAUUUAAACUCGGUCUUUGCAGAAAGAAUAAAGCAAUAAUGGGAUAUCUCGCUUCCCGAGAUAGUAGAGGAGAUUACUAUCUUCACACAAAUAGCGCUCCACAGUACGCAAUAGAAGAUGCUUUUUGA